Closterium sp. Yama58-4 is the source of this 1104-nucleotide messenger RNA. The record is from the annotation of a GenBank genome assembly. NCBI's taxonomy places the organism in Eukaryota, Viridiplantae, Streptophyta, Zygnematophyceae, Desmidiales, Closteriaceae.
AUGCGUGCUUCAGGUUCUGAGACCGAGGAUGAUUCUGCGCGGAUCGGGGAGAGGCGAUCGCUGUUCCGCUGGUGGGCUGGGUCGAAGAAGGCAAAACAGGUGCACAUAGCUCUCGCCGGUCCCAACAGCAUCAGAGUCAUGUGGUCUACAUCUCGCCGUGGUACGCCGUCAUUGGUGGAAUUCGGGGUAACUUCUGGGCAAUACACCAGCAAGGCGAAGGGGAAGUCUUCCAGCUACACCUUCCUGACCUAUUCGUCGGACCAGUUGCACAGUGCAGUGCUGUCAAACCUGCAGCCCCAAACCACCUACUACUACCGCAUCGCAGGGGAGGGGCAGGAACGAUCCUUUGUCACGCCGCCCACCGAUGCUGCUGCUGACGUCAGCAUCGCUGUUGCUGGUGACAUUGGUCUUUCUAAAGCAGCACGCACAACCAUCACCCGUCUCUCCCAGCAGCCUCACUCCCUCACCCUCGUCCCUGGGGAUCUCUCCUAUGCCAACGGCAUCCAAUCCGUGUGGGACAGGUGGCAGAACCUGAUUGAGCGAGACGCCAGCACUCACCCCUGGAUGGUCGUGCCGGGAAACCACGAAGCCGAGGCACUUAGCGCGAUCCGGCCCAAGAGCUUCAAAUGGCCCGCGUUUCUUAAGCGAUCCGCUUUGCUAAACAGCGGCGCGUUCCUGGCGUAUAAGAAGCGGUGGAUCAUGCCUUAUGCUGCUAGCGGGUCGCCUUCUGAGCUGUACUACUCGUUUGAGGUGGGAGGGGCACACGUCAUCGUGCUCUCCUGCUACUCGCCCUUCGGCCCUGAUUCGAAACAGCUCCAGUGGCUGCAGAGGGAUCUAUCAAGCGUGGAUCGGACCAAAACACCCUGGCUGGUGGCAUCCCUGCACGAGCCGUGGUAUCAUUCUAACAAUGACCACCAGGCAGACGGACAGGCCAUGAGGAAGGCGCUGGAAGAGACGCUCUACGGCGCCCGUGUCGAUAUGCUGAUCACCGGCCACGUGCAUGCGUACGAACGCACGACCCGCGUGUACAAUGGAAAGGAGGACCCCUGUGGAAUCAUGCACAUCACUGUUGGGAGUGGCGGGAAGGAUUUAUACCCCAGGUAG